Messenger RNA from Saccostrea echinata, 9585 nucleotides. RefSeq lists its product as uncharacterized. The record is from RefSeq and is a predicted model, not a curated record. The transcript is spliced from 24 exons. Gene Ontology annotation, molecular function: protein binding; chromatin binding; histone methyltransferase activity. Bases 161 to 7243 code for a protein of 2360 amino acids. Lineage: Eukaryota; Metazoa; Mollusca; Bivalvia; Ostreida; Ostreidae. Gene Ontology annotation, cellular component: nucleus.
AUUUGAUCAGCGAUAGGUAUGGCGUAGAAUUGAGGAUGUUUUGAUUAUCGUAUGAGUAAUCAAUCUUGCUAAUUAGAUUAAUUAUAGAACAUAACAGGUAAGUAGUGUAUAGAUUUGAGAGAUUUAAAGUUUAGGUCCAUGGUAUGGAUCGUGAUUGAGAAUGAACCGUGAGGUGUCCGGAGUGAUUUCCAAUGUAUAUAACAGUGAAUCGCCUCGCUCAAGCACAGCUGAUUCUUCAUCUGACAGUGAGAACACAAGCUCAUCAGAAAAAGAAUUCUCUGUUCAAGGGACUAAUUUUAAUCAAGGCCAACUAAAGCUUACCAUCUCAGCUAAACAAAAAAGCUCAUCCUCAUCAUCCCUAGGUUAUGAUGAAGAACUGGGCUCCAGACUGAAUGAAGUGGACAGUGUUUUUGUUGACACAGGGCAAUCAUGUAGAACCAACCCAGAGCAGUAUGUGAGAAAAUCCUUAUCAAAGAUGGACCUGAAUACUGCUGAUUGCCACCAAGACACAAAAGAAUCCAGGUUUGAUGCUUCAGGAUCCAGUAGAAAUCAUGAGGACACUUUGGAAAAGUCAUCAGAGGGAUUUCAGAAUACAUUCCACCAAUUUUUACAGUAUUCAAACUCAAAUGAAGGUAUUCAGUUGUCAGAGGAAGGCAGAACAACAAAGAAUAAACAUAUGCAAGGAAAUAAAGAAAAAUUGUCCAGUAAUUGCUAUGUCCUGUUGGAUAAAGAUAGCUCUCCAAUGAAAAGGCAUUACAAAAAGUGUGCUUCAAAGUCAGAUACAGUUCAUACCGUUGGAAACCUUGACAAAAUUCGUGAGAAAACUAAAUCUUUGGCAUCAAAAAAGAGGAAAAUUGGUCUUUUUUGUAAAGAAAAAGAAGAUGACAUUUCUCAAAGUGAACAAGAAAUGAAUGAAAUGUGCAUUUCUGAAUCUGCUGGUCAAGAUUCACAUGACAAUAUAUUUGAGAAAAUGAACAAUGCUCUAAGCAACAUAUCAUCAGAAGGGGAAAAUAGAUUACAAAAGAAAAGAAAACCACCAAAGACUAGUAAAUCAAAGCAAUGUAUUCAAAAUAGUGAUAUAGAAAAGGAAAGUGAAAGUCCAUGUGAAAUAAAUGCAUCAAGACUGGCUGCAGAUGUGGCCGGAAAUGAGUUCAUUUUCAGGAACACAAGGAGUGGGGAUGAAUCUGAUGCUAUGUCGGAUCGCACACGUCCAGGAAGUGUUCAUGAUCAGCAAGAAAGUUUUGCUAGGUUGGACAACAUGCAGUCUAAUGUGUCACCAGACAGUGGAAUAUCUCUAGCAGAUUCACCAGUUGGAAACGAAUCUCCAGGAUCUGGAACCUUGUCUGAUAUUGCAUGUGUUAGUUCAAAAGUCAAUGUAGUUGGAUAUACUUGUGAUCCUUGUUAUGUUCAAACAAGUGAAAGAAAUAAUUCUGCUGAAACAACUUCUUGUGGCUUGACAACUGCAUAUGAAAUGGGUGAUACUGUGAAUGAUGAACCUGUGGUUGAUUCACAGAAAUCAUACAAUAAGCAUGAUAAAGAGCUUGAAAUAGGCCCUUCACACUGUGAUAGUUUAGUUGUGAAUACAAACUUGGGUGAUAAUAUUCUGGGUUGUUGCAGUAGUAGUGAUACUUCAUCAUCGCAUUCGCCUUCACCAAAAAAGAAAAGCAUUGGCCGUGUACCAAAAAGAGCUGAAUUUUUGCGACGCCACAAGAGUAGUACAUUGUUGACUACGGGUAAAAUGCCAGUUCAGAUUGAUGACACAAAUACUAAAGACGACAAACCAUUUUCAGUGCCAUUAAUACCUGGUCCUUCAUUGCAAGAGAGACUAGCAGAAUGUCCUGACAAGGUUCUGACAGAAGGUGAACCACUUAAGUCAAAGAAAAGGAAAUACAUACGUCGUAAACAAGUUAAUGAUAAAGUUAUUCAGAAAGCAUUUGAUGUAUAUGAGUUUCGUGAGGGAGAUAAACCAAUUAAAAAGCGAAGUGUUGGGCGUCCUCCAGGUCGAGGGAGAGGAAAGAUCUCAGCAAGUGGAAGGGGGCCUGGUCGGCCACCAGGAAAGUUAAAAAGGGGUCCUGGAAGGCCACCCAAAGUAGUUACCUCACAUGUUGUAAAGAGAGGACCAGGGCGACCCAAAGGCUCCUUGAAUAAAAAAACAUUACUAGCAAGAGCUAGUGCAGUGUUUUCUAGUUGUGUAAAUCAUAACUCUCAAAAUACAUCCAUUGGUCUUCAAACUAAUAAAAAUGACUCUACAGGAGUAGAAUCUGACUUUGUUCUUCCCGACAAUAUUUUGGACCAUUUAUCUCAAAUUGAUGCCAAUUCAGACUUAAUUAACCUAUCAGACAUAUCACCAUCCAAGUCAUCCGAGUCAUCACUUUCGGAGGCUCAAAACAAUUAUCUGCAAAACUUAUCUGAUAUCUCUCCAGCUAAGUCAACAUCUAGUGUGGACAGUUCUACAUUUUCCUUCAAACCCCCCAUUGUUCAAAUGCAUGCAACAUCUCCCAUUCAUGAACAAAAACCUCCAGAAAAGAGAAAAGUGGGAAGACCAAGAAAACGGCCAUUGAAACCUUUGGAGUCUGAAGAUUCUGAUAGACAGGUGAAUGUCCUAAAUUUGUCACAUGAAGAUAAAGAGACAGAGGAUAGAGAACUUGUAUCCAUUAUUGAAAGUGUGCAGAACUCUAUUUCUUCACAGUUUCAGAACCCAGGCAUAUCAACUCUGGAUGAAAUGCCAGAGAGUUCCAUUGAAGAUGAACUUAAUUCCAUUGAACCUUCUUUUGAUCCUGUGCCUUCUGUUAAUCAAGAGCAUGGUAGUGGAUCAAAAUUAAAACAGGGUCCAAAGAUCCGCAAACCAAAAUUGCAUGUUAUGAUGCGAAAACAUGGCAACUUGAAAAGCAAAAGAGGCCGGAAAAAAAAGUACACUGUCACUCCCUCGGAAUCCUUGGGGUCUAAUUUUACAAGCAAAUAUGGUACAUUGUCAUCCAAGUUUAGGUUAUCGAGUGCUAAGUCAUUUGGUUUUGCAAGUAAACCUAAUAUUCUGACACCCAGUAUUCUUGACUCGGAUCCAGAGGAGGACAUAGGGAAUAGGAAUUUUUUGCAUAGGAUGAAACAGCAACAGAAACAAAAGAAGAAAAAAGAGAAGUUGAUUAAUUUCCGAUCCAAACAUAGAAACAUUGUUGAUCCUCGAUUUUUGACGGACAUGGAGUAUGUGAUUGAUAACUUUCAUCUCUUGGCCAUUUCUCGACCAGAGGAAACCUUCAUAAGAGUAAAGCCAGGAGAAGUUCCAUUACCAAGUAUUUUCAAGCUUACCAAGAUCAAUGUGAAACCAAAGAAAAAAGAUCCAAGACACCCCUUUGAAACUGAGAAAGUGAAACGGUUAAAAACUUCACGCAGGGAUUUUGCUUUUCAGAUAAUGGAGAAAAAGUCCAAGAUGAAGUCAUUUCAUAGGAAAAUGUUCAGUCUGAAAGAAAAGAAGUUUUCAGCCCCUUGGGAUUAUUCUGAUGACAACUUAGAUUUGCAGCAGUAUGUUUCAAAUGUUCCCCCAAAGAAGAGACAUAAGUUUUUGUCGGAUAUUCCUCCAACAACAAGAACUGUGUCUGAUGUGGGAAAGGAGUCAAUUCAGCAGCCAGGAAAACGGAAACCAGGGCGACCCAGAAAGAAUCCAGUAUUAAAAUUAAACUUGGAAAGUAGAGGCAAUGAAGCAAUGCAAAGGAACAUGCCAGUAUCACCUUCAUGUCUCAGAAAUUCCUCCUUAAAUGUUGUUACCAAAGAUGUAAGAGAAAGUAGUAUAGACGCUCAGGGAUUAAUUAAUUCAUGUGAAUCUCCUAGAAUUCCAUUGGCUACAGACAAAUCUUAUAAGAAUAACUCAGUUGUGUCAACAGAUUCAAAUUUGAAUGGGUUUCAGGUUAAUUCAAUAAGUGUUCAAACUGAUUCAGAAUUGUCUUGUGUGGAUUGCAUACAGUUGCAAUGUGGUUCAAAAUCGGUUCAUCAUAAAAGAGGUCGUAAGCCUGGCAGUUCAAAAGACUUAGGUAAGGGGACUUUAGGGCAGUUUUCUAAGUCCUUUGCAACCAAAAUCAAAGAAAAACUUCUCAGAGGUAGAAAAAAGAAACGGAAAGUGGGGCGUCCCCGAUUAAGACCAUUGGAAAACGAUCCAAAAGUGGAGAAAAUCAUCCACAGAAAGAAAUCUCACUCACGACUCUCUCCCAGCAAACUUCAUCCACAAGUGGAAGGGGACCUUGUGUGCAAUAAUGUGACUGCUGAUAGAGACAGUGUAAUUAAUACCAUUGAGUCUGUGAUACGAAAUGUGUGCUCAGAAUACGAACCUCUGCCAUCAAAGGAACAAAAACACUGCUCCAUUUCCUACUUGGAUAGUGAUGAGGAGGAAUAUGUACCAUCCAAACGUGUUAAAAAACGAAAUUACUUGAAGACUAAGCUUCCCAGUACGUCCACAGAGGCAUCUGACUCUGACAUCAGCAACAAGAGAGAUGGGACAGGAUUUCCAAAGAAAAAAUAUCAGAAAGCUGGUCUCUUCUCUGACACUUACAAGGAAGACCCAGACACAAAGAAGACUCACUCCAGUGGCAGCAUGGGCAAAAGUCGUGAAAAGGUGGUGUAUAAAAAACAUGGUAGUCUAAUGCCACCACCCAUCCAUGUGGGCAAACACCUCAGAGAACGUCAGUGUGACUUUCUGCUGUCGUACGAUAUCUGGUGGCAACUGAACAAUGAUCUGUUACCAAAGAGAGAGGGCCAUGAAGAAAAGUAUAAAAAGAUCAGAAAUAAUAUUCAUGUUGAUGUCAAGCCAGUCUGUGAUGAAGCACAUCCGUGUACUUGUAAACGACCUUAUGACCCAGAGUUAAAAGGUUGUGGUGAGGAAUGUCUAAACAGAAUGAUGUAUACAGAGUGUGACAUAAGUACCUGUCCUUGUCAGGACCAGUGUCUUAAUCAGCGAUUCCAAAAACAUGAAUGGGUGUCAGACUUGGAUGUCAUAGUCACAAAAGAUAGAGGAUAUGGUGUCAAAACAUCGGAAUCUAUAUCUAGUGGUCAGUUUAUUUUGGAGUACCUGGGUGAGGUUGUUAGUGAGGUGGAGUUUCGGCGGAGGAUGACAGAGGAAUACUCCCAGGAGAGACACCACUACUGUCUGAAUCUUGACAGUGGAGCCGUCAUCGAUGGCUACAGGAUGGGAAACAUUGGUCGAUAUGUUAACCAUUCAUGUGAACCUAACUGCGAGAUGCAGAAAUGGAAUGUGAAUGGAGUGUACAGAAUGGGACUGUUUGCUCUGAAGGACAUUUCACCAAACACAGAACUCACAUAUGACUAUAACUUCCACUCCUUCAAUGUAGAUGCUCAGCAACUGUGCCAGUGUGGAAGUGAGAAUUGUCGAGGAGUGAUUGGAGGUAAAACCCAGAGAGUGAAUGGUCAAGUGAAAUCCAAAGGUCCAGGCAGACCACCCAAGGAUAAACGGAAAUCCAAGAACCGACUGAAGAAAUACAAAGAAAAGAAGUCCUCAAAAGACAGCAGUGCCUCCUCAACAUUGUCCACCAUGAAACCUAUGUCGCAAAAGGAACGUCACUUUGCCAGAUCUCAUGCCAUCUUCCUUUUGCGGAAUAUUGAUAAACAAAGACACAUUAGUCGUAAAGCACCAGAAAAGCUGAACAAAGAAGGAGAGUAUAUGAAAGCUACAGGGUAUACCAAGAAAGAUGUCUUUAUGUCUCAACUGACUGCCCUCAAAACAUCCAGAUCUGUAAAAACAAGACGACUUGCAUUGGCAGAAGAAAACACAGAGGUGACACAGACUGCUAGACUUGCACAAGUUUUUAACAGUGUGUGUCGACAGGUCAUGGAAUACAAAGAUAAGGAAGAAAGAGACCCUGUUUCUACUUUUGCUCUGCCAUCAAAGAAGAAACACCCAGAAUAUUACACAGUUAUAGAAAACCCCAUAGAUUUCCAUAUCAUUGAGAAAAAUAUCUUAUCAGGGACAUACUUGGAUCUUGAAGCCUUUGAUAAAGACAUGAAUACAUUGUUUAAAAAUGCUGAGAGGUACAGCGGUAGGUCCUCCUGGAUGGGUCAGCUGGUGGCAGAGCUUCGUAAGGUGUAUGUCACGGCCAAAGCUGAGGCUUCACCCAUUCUGGAAGAUAUUCUGGGAGAAGGAAGUCUUCCGUCCAUGGAGAAGGAAACAACAGAGACAGAGACCAUAGAGGGACAAGAAGAAGAAGAGGAAGAAGUGAUCCGAUGCGUUUGUGGAAUUUUUCGAGAUGAGGGUCUGAUGAUCCAGUGUGAAAAGUGCUUUAUAUGGCAGCAUUGUGACUGUAUGAAGGUCAAGGGAGAGGUUGAGAAUUACCUGUGUGAGCUUUGUCAGCCAAGAUCUGUUGAAAAAGAGAUACUGGCUGACCCUCAACCAGAUGAUGCUACAGAUGGAUGGACCUAUUACAUGACACUGAUGAGGGAUGAAAUUCAGAUUCGUGUGGGAGAUUGUGUGUAUGUGUUACGAGAGGUGCCCAAACCAGAGGAUCGCAUUCCCAUCGAUUCUGUCAAAACCUCAUACAGAGUCAUCUCUGAGAUAGGGCAGGAUAAGCUUGAUAUCUUCCGCAUUGAACGUUUGUGGAAAGAUGAAAAUGGAAGAAACUUUGCCUUUGGUCAUAACUACUACAGACCUCAUGAAACAUUCCAUGAGCCGUCCAGAAAAUUCUUUCCCAAUGAGGUAUUCAGAAUGCCUAUUUAUGAAAUCAUCCCAUUUGAUGCAAUUGUGGGGAGCAGUUGUGUGAUGGAUUUGAAUACUUUCUGUAAGGGACGUCCCAAAGGAACACGUGAACAGGAUAUUUUUAUUUGUGAAUACAGAAUGGACAAGACUGCUCAUCUCUUCUAUAAAAUAUCUAAACACCCGUAUGUCAUCAAUACAAAAUCCUACUGUUUUGACAAGUAUGAGAAGAGACUGAACCCAAAGCGGACAUACUCUCCCCAUGAAGUACCGGAGCAAUACAAACGCAAGACUGCCUGGGAGGAGCGUUCACAGUCAGAUAUUCCCAAACGCAAAAAAACAAUAAAGGAGCAUUUACAAGACAGUGCCAAAACAGAAGAGCAAAGAGAAAUGAUGGUCAAAAUAGAGGAAGAAAAGAAAAGAGAAAAGACAGAACACAUAAAUGCUAUUGCAUUAAAACUUCUGGAUCAAGCCCCAAAGAAACAGAGGCUGGAUGUGUCAUAUCUCCUGGACAAGAAACGACAACAGAAAAAACCACAUGUUCUUGAUGUCUGAACAGCUGUGCCAAAGAAACCAUCACUGCUGUAAUAACCAAGAAACUCCACUAGACAGUUUUUCAAAUAGCCCUGAAUACCAGAGAGAGAGAGAGAGAAAGAAGUAGGCCACAAAUGGAUUCUUGUAAUAUUAACACUUAUUCUGCUGACUCAAAAACUUAUUUGUUAAUAAAGGUGCUUUGGGUCUACUUGGUAAUAAAAGUGGUAGACUUUAAAUGCUUUAUGCCAUUAUAUUGCCAUUUGAACUGAGGGCUGCCAUAAGGUGGGGGGAUCUAUUAAGAGAAAUGAAUUUUAAUAUAAUCAGUAGUUUUUUUCUAAAUUUAUGAACAAUUUACUACAUUUACAAUUUUAGUGUUGUGAAAGGAACUGGUCCACUCUUGCUAAAAAAAAGUCUUUAAAGAAAAUAAAUUCUCUUAAGAAUUUAUGAAAUGAUUAAAAUUCUCAAUUCUUGCAUUGAAAUUGAAUGAAGUGACAUGGGCAGCUGAAGCAUAUAUUUAGAAUAUGUUCUCGUUCAUAAUUCAAAGAAGGAAGUGCCAUACUAUAUUUACCAAAUGACUGUGGAUCUUGUUAAUUCUCUGUUUGUGUUUUUCUUCUUGUUUGCAUUAACACAGUAUUUCGAAAUUUAUAGAAUGGGAUCAGUUUUCCAACUAUCUGUCCUCUGUUUGCCUUUGCUUAAUACUAGUGUUUGUGAUGAGGACAUGCAUAAUUUGAAGAAGACAUGGCAAUUAUUUAUGUUUUAUUAUACAUGUAUUUGCAAAAAUGGCUGGUCUAUGUAUCUACAAAUGGCUUUCAUGUUAGUUGUUUGUGUACCUUGUUAAUUGUUUGGAUUGACCUAUGCAAUGAGGAUUAUUGACAGAGAGAUACAGGAUGUAUAUACACUGUAUUGUGUAUACAUUGAUGUAAAUCUGUGUGCUUGUACAUUAUUGUGUGUGCAAUCUGCUUUGGUAGCAUUUAUUAUCCCAUAAUAGUUCACAGCUAAAGAGAUUGUUCAUCAUAUCUUAUUUAUUUCUUGGGGAUGUACAUAAUUUUGAAUCCUUGUCAAUGAAUGUAAAGUAUCAUACUCACUACAUUAAUGGAACAAAUAUUCUUAGCUGUGUGACUCGAUAGGGUCAAGUUAUACACAACGCAUAGAUGUACAUACAUGUAGAAGUUGGAUGCCAUUAGAAAUUGCCCUGUAUAUAGGCAGCAUAUUUUGUAUUACCAAAACUAAAUUGUGUCGGAAGAAACAAAAAAGAUUGCGCCAUCUCAAAUCCACAAGCAUGAAUGACUUAUUUUGCUAGCACUUCAAAGCUCUUCCUCAUAAUUUAGUGGCGGUUGCAAAAUAGAUCAUUAUUAUUUAAAGAUUCACAGGGGUAUUAUUAUGGCUGAAUCAAAGAAUAAAAUUCUUGACAUUAUAUUUAUAAUAAUUGACUUGGGGAGUAUCAAAUACUCUUUUUUUUUUUUUUUUGGCUGGAUUCUGUACAUAUUUGUCCAGCUUUGUACAUUAUGAAUGACAAUAUUAUUGUAACAAUAUCUGUAGAAUUUGUGUUCUGGAAACCAAAAUUUUACAUGUACCUGUGUACAGCCGUCUUACUUGUAUAGUCAUUUUUUUAAUCACCAUGUGAUGUCUACGCAAAAGGUUGUUCCAAUUUCUUUUUCUUCUUUCAUGUUCAUUGUCAUUUCGUAAAAUUCACUUUUAAUAUUAAUUUAUAACUUUUACAAUAAGAUAUUUUUAAAAUAAAAAUAUUAUUUCUUUGAUGAUUUUAAAUGUGCUCAUUUUUAUCUAGUAAAUUUUUAUUGGCUAUAAAGGGAAAUUUAGUAAAGUUUAUUGAAGUAGACAGUGUAAAAAAUUUUGAAUGAUUAGUGGGUUUUGGUGAAUGUUUAGAUUUUAGGGAAAUUAUAGAAUCAUGAUUUUUUUUUUUUUAGAAUGAUAUAUUUUCUAUGUAAAUAUAAGUAUUGCAAAAGGUGAAAUUGAUCUUCAUGAAAAAGUAUAUAUAUUUUAAUUAGAAUUCUUUUGAUCUCUGUAAUUCAGGGUGAUCUCCCUUUAUAGCUUGUCUUGUGUUUGUUGCAGUGUAGUCUAUUGCAAAUGAACAAAAUGAAUGACAUUUCUUAUUCAAUCUAGAUUUUUACAUGUUAUCAUUAACUCUACAAAAUAGAAAUAUUUUGGAUAUCUCAUUUUACACCAUUCUUUUUAGCAUUAUAACUGUUGUUUUCACAGACUGUCUUACCCAUGUAACUUACAAUUUUAGUCAUAAAAUUGUAGUUUAUGUGACAGUAAACAUCAUUGUUGCUUUAUACUUUGAAAAUGAAUCUACUUGAUCUAAUGUGUCAAGUUAAAAUAAAAAAAAAUACUGUAAAAUCUUA